Molecule: messenger RNA, 1460 nt
Organism: Setaria italica (foxtail millet)
Lineage: Eukaryota; Viridiplantae; Streptophyta; Magnoliopsida; Poales; Poaceae
Product: transcription factor VIP1
Exons: 4
Coding region: 162-1172 (336 amino acids)
Biological process (GO): regulation of DNA-templated transcription
Cellular component (GO): nucleus
Molecular function (GO): DNA-binding transcription factor activity
Source: RefSeq, a predicted model, not a curated record
CUACCCAACCCAUCCCUCCCGGCAUCCCCCCUCCUGCUCCGAGCAACACGCCCCCGCCUGACCUCCCCACUCCCCACUCCCCACGCCGCGCGCCACCGCAACCGCCUCCCCCGCGCCGGCGUUGACCGCCGCUGACCGACAGACCGACCGGCCGACCGACCAUGGACGCGCGCCUCCCCCCUCCGGCGCCGUCCUCCUCCUCCGUCUUCGGCGGCGGGGGCGGCGGCGGCCUCCCCGCGCGGGGGCACCACCGGCGGGCGCACUCGGAGACGGUCAUCCGGCUCCCCGACGCGGACCUCCUGCUGGACCCGGACGCCGACUUCGGCUUCUCCGACAUCGACUUCCCCUCGCUCUCCGACGACUCCCCCGCGGCCUCCGACCCUACGCCCCAGCCACAGCCCCCGCCGCCGGCCCAGUCGCUGCAGCAGCAGGCGGCGCAGGCGUCGUCGGCGCAGAGGCCGCCGAGCGGGGCGCACAUGCGGAGCCUCUCCCUCGACGCCGCCUUCUUCGACGGCCUCUCGCUGCAGGGCGGAGGGGGAGGAGGCGGCGUCGCGGGGCACAAGAGGAGCGGCUCCAUGGACGGGGCCACCUCGCCGUUCGAGGGCGAGUCCGCGCCCCCGGGCGUGCUCCCGGACUACGCCAAGAAGGCCGUCCCCGCCGAGAAGCUCGCCGAGCUCGCGCUCCUCGACCCCAAGCGCGCAAAGAGGAUCCUGGCGAACCGGCAGUCGGCGGCGAGGUCCAAGGAGAGGAAGAUCAAGUACACAAGUGAGCUGGAGAGGAAGGUUCAGACGCUGCAGACGGAGGCCACCACGCUCUCAGCACAGCUCACGCUUCUUCAGAGGGAUACCUCUGGUUUAACCACUGAGAACAGGGAGCUCAAACUCCGGUUGCAGGCCAUGGAAGAACAAGCUAAACUUCGAGAUGCUCUGAAUGACGCCCUGAGAGAAGAAGUGCAGCGGCUUAAGAUAGCCGCAGGGCAAGUCCCUAACAUGAACGGAAACCCCUUCAACGGAGGACUACCACAGCAGCAGCAGCAGCAGCAGAUGGCAUCCUAUUUCUCACAACCGCAGCAGAUGCAAUACUUCGGUGGUCACCAGGGCCAGCAUCACCACCACCGAAACUCUUCAAACGGUGGUGGCCAGUCCCUGAGUGACUCCAUGGAUUUCAUGUGAGGGGACUGGACUCAGGCUCCUGAGGCCGCAUAACACCAACUGCAACUAAAGUACUGUAAAGGUAGCUGAUGUAUACCAUAUUCGUAUGAUAUGUACCAUUCUUAUGCUAGCUAACUGUUCUUUGUACCAUUAAUCGAAAAGUCAUAUCCAUGCAUGACAACCCUAUAUCAUCUCUUUGGUUUUGGGGGUUCAGAUGCCUUGACUUCUUGACAUGUUUGUUGCCUGUCGAUGCUGCCCUGUAAAGAUUGCUCCUAUAUAGUAGUGAAUGGAAUGGUUUUCCGGUUGAAA